CAUGAAAUCUUCAACCAUUUCUACCAUUGCACUCAUUUUUCUUGCAAUCUCUUCAUGUUCAUCCGCGGCAGCUUCCGCCGUGGAUGACCACGAAGACUUCCUCGAAUGCCUAUCCGAGCAAUUCCGCAACUACUCCUCGAUUUCGAGCAACCUCUACACCCCGGCCAACUCAUCUUAUUUUCCCACCCUCCGAUUUUCCAUCCAAAACAUGAGAUUCACGUCGGAUUCCACUCCUAAACCCGACGUGAUCGUAACCCCAGAACUCGAAUCCCAGAUCCCACCUAUCAUUUACUGUGCCAAAGAGAACGACAUGCAGAUCAGAACCCGAAGCGGUGGCCAUGACUACGAGGGUCUAUCUUACGUAUCCCGGGUCCCGUUCGUCAUCCUUGAUUUGAUCAAUCUUAGUGAAGUCACGGUCGACGUUGAGAAUAAAACCGCAUGGGUCGAAGCAGGCGCAACCAUCGGUUCUUUAUACUACAGGAUUGCAGAGAAAAGCCCGGUUCUAGGGUUUCCGGCAGGAGUAUGCCCGACUGUCGGCGUUGGCGGCCAUUUUAGCGGUGGCGGCUACGGCACACUCCUGAGAAAAUACGGACUGGCCGCGGAUCAGGUCAUUGACGCGAGAAUAAUUGACGUCAACGGCAGAAUCCUCGACAGGGAAUCAAUGGGCGAGGAUCUGUUCUGGGCCAUCAGAGGCGGCGGAGGCGCCAGUUUCGGCGUGAUCACUGCCUGGAAGGUACAACUGGUGGAUGUUCCAGAAACGGUCGCUGUUUUCACGGUUGACAGAACAUUGGAACAGAACGCAACUCAACUAGUCCACAAAUGGCAAUACGUUGCGCCCCGUUUCGAACAAGAUCUCUUCAUCAGGAUCCUUAUGAGAAGAGCGAAUUCGACCGGGAGAAACGUAACAGUUCGCGCUUCAUUCAAUUCGAUUUUCCUUGGCUCGGCCGACAGACUGCUUCCGUUGAUGCAGGAAAACUUCCCCGAGUUAGGGUUAGUGAGAGAAGACUGCAUCGAGAUGAGCUGGAUCGAAUCCAUCCUAUACUUCGCCGGAUUCCCGGUCGAAUCCCGGGAGAUUCUCCUCAACCGAACCCAACCCAACGUAAGAUACUUCAAAGCGAAAUCGGAUUACGUGGAGAGACCAAUCCCCGAGCAAGGGCUUGAAGGGAUAUGGAGGCUCUUUUACGAGGUGGAGGCCGAGGAGGCCGAGGUGAUCUUCAGCCCUUACGGAGGCCGAAUGGACGAGAUUUCUCCGUCAGCCAUUCCGUUUCCUCAUAGAGCUGGGAAUCUUUACAAGAUCCAGCAUUUGGUUUACUGGGAAGAGAGUGAGAAUGAGAAUUCGGAAAGCUACAUAAGUUGGAUUAGGAGGCUUUACAGUUACAUGGCUCCUUAUGUCUCUAAGCUUCCGAGGGCGGCGUACAUCAACUACAGAGAUCUCGAUAUUGGAGUGAACAACGAGGAGGAUGGGGAGACGAGCUAUGCGCGAGCGAGCGUUUGGGGGAUGAAGUAUUUUAAGGGCAAUUUCGAGCGGCUUGUUCGGGUGAAGACCGCGGUUGAUCGGGAGAAUUUCUUCAGGAAUGAGCAGAGCAUUCCGCCAUUGCAGUAUUGAAGAAGGAGAUUAGGGCAUGUGUUUGACUUUA
Salvia splendens (bonfire salvia) is the source of this 1637-nucleotide messenger RNA. RefSeq names its product berberine bridge enzyme-like 18. Gene Ontology annotation, molecular function: FAD binding; oxidoreductase activity. The transcript has a single exon. The record is from RefSeq and is a predicted model, not a curated record. Bases 2 to 1606 code for a protein of 534 amino acids. NCBI's taxonomy places the organism in Eukaryota, Viridiplantae, Streptophyta, Magnoliopsida, Lamiales, Lamiaceae.